UGAUAAAAAAAUAAUAAUAAUAACAACGCGGCUUUGAAGUUUGGAAGAAAUUAGAAAUGGGCUCAUGGGUCCAGAAUCUUUCGGAAAGGCCCAAGUUCGAGAAGAUCCACCGUUGGGUCUAUGAGUCAGUCGGAAAUUAAACGUAGGUUGUAAGAAAAUUUCAAUUUGAUCCUGAAUUAGUCGGAGAAAAGUUCCUUCGAGUUUCUUUGCGAGUUGCAUCGUCAUCGUCAUUGUCUAGCGGAGCCAUGGCAAGCCUUUAUAGAGGGCCAUCUAGAAAAGACAAACCUAGAGGACGCCACCAUGGAGGAUUAACUCAACAGAAGAAGCAAGAGAUUAAGGAAGCAUUUGAGUUGUUUGACACGGAUGGAUCAGGCACCAUUGAUGCCAAAGAGCUGAAUGUUGCCAUGAGGGCUCUUGGUUUUGAAAUGACAGAUGAGCAAAUCAAACAAAUGAUUGCGGAUGUUGACAAGGAUGGAAGUGGUGCAAUUGAUUUUGAUGAAUUUGUGCACAUGAUGACAGCAAAAAUUGGAGAAAGGGACACAAAAGAAGAACUCAUGAAAGCAUUCCAUAUCAUUGACCAUGAUAACAAUGGAAAGAUAUCUGUCACAGACAUUAGGCAAAUGGCAAAGGAUCUUGGUGAGAACUUUACUGAAGCGGAGAUACAGGACAUGGUUGAGGAAGCAGACCGAGAUCGUGAUGGAGAAGUUAGUGCUGAGGAGUUUAUCAGGAUGAUGAAUAGAACUUCAUAUGGUGGUCAUUAGAAGUUCAGGACAGCCUUUCAGAUUUCGCUUCUGGUCUAAUGUAGAAUUUGUCAUGUCGAGUAUGUAGUAUAUAUAUAAAAAAAAAUUGUCUUAAUGAACUUAUGGCAACUCCUGGAUUUGGCUUGUAUUAUGUAGCUUGUUUUCAAAAUAUGAUGUUAAUUUAUUAUUUAUGAACUAUUUAUUGUU
Messenger RNA from Ziziphus jujuba (common jujube), 947 nucleotides. Its product is annotated as caltractin. The record is from RefSeq and is a predicted model, not a curated record. Lineage: Eukaryota; Viridiplantae; Streptophyta; Magnoliopsida; Rosales; Rhamnaceae. Gene Ontology annotation, molecular function: calcium ion binding. The transcript is spliced from 7 exons. Gene Ontology annotation, cellular component: centrosome; centriole. Gene Ontology annotation, biological process: mitotic cell cycle; centriole replication. Bases 246 to 761 code for a protein of 171 amino acids.